AUGAAUUCUCUCUUUCUUCCAGCAGAUGAUGCACAGGAGGAGGAAGGAAGACUCCACGGGACAUCCCCAGAAAGAGUGGAGGUUGAAAAGGAGAACUGUGGGAAGAGAGAUGAAUUGCAGAGGAAGAAGGCAAAUGAGGCAAAUGAGAGGAAAAACAAACCUCACCCUUAUCUUAGAGUUGUCUGUCAAGAAGAAGAGGAAAAGUCAAUAAAAAGAUGCCUCAAUGUCCCUCAGAGCUCAGAGUCUGGGCUAAGGAGCCCACAGAGGAAAAGCCCAGUGAAAUGUCCAAGAUGCCACUCAGAGGAAAAUCUUUGUAAAUGUUUGGAGCAUAGAGAGAGUUCCAGAAGGAGCCCAGAAGAUCCAGGGUUUCCCACAGGAGAGAAACCUGAAGACUCAGGGUCUGAAAAAUGCUUCAGCGUUAGCUCAGCUCUUCAAGACACUCAGCCGGUGCACUCAGAAGGAAAAUUGUAUAAGUGUGAAGAAUGUGGCAAGAGCUUCAAGGGAAGGUCUGGACUUAAGCAACAUCAGAGAAUACACACGAAGGAGAGACCCUACAAAUGUCAUGAAUGUGGAAAGGGCUUCAAACGGCUGUCAAGUCUCAGAGAACAUAAAAAAAUUCAUACAGGAGAGAAACCCUUUCUCUGUGAAGAAUGUGGGAAAACGUUUUCCAAAAACUCCAACCUCACCGUACAUCAACGAAUUCACUCAGGGGAGAAACCUUAUACAUGUAAAGAAUGUGGGAAAUGUUUCACGCGCCUCUCUAAUUUAACCAUACAUCAACGCUCACAUUCAGGGGAGAAACCCUAUCAUUGUAAAAGUUGUGGCAAACAGUUCAGCUCCUGUUCAAACCUCACGAAACAUCAACGAAUUCAUUCAGUGUAAAAACCUUAUACAUGCAAGGAAUGUGGGAAAUGUUUCACGCGCCUCUCUAAUUUAACCAUACAUCAACGCUCACAUUCACGGAAGAAUCCGUGUCGUUCUGAAGAAUGUGGGAUAAGCUUCACAGCUGAGUCACCCUUCACAGAACAUCAGCAACUUCAUACUGGGGGGAAAACCACAUAAUUGUGAGGAAUGUGGAGAAAGAUUUCUCUGGUUGUUCAGUCUGAGAGAACACAAGAAAAUUCGCUUCAGUCAGAACCUCUAAAAUGGAGAGAAUGUGGGGGAAACCUUGUAUUUCAGAACCAAGAAUGUUACACAUCAACUUAUGCACAGAGAGUAGAAAGUCUGAAAAUUCUGCAAAAUGCCAACGUCUGAAACUCCAUCUGAAUAUUUCUCCUGGGAAGAAAACAUUCGGAGAUUCAAGGAAUACUGAGAGCUCUACUGUUGACUUAAGCCUUUGUGGAUCUACGAAGGCACUUUGGAAAGAAACGUUAUGGUGGCUUUGAAUGUGGAAAUCCUUUGGAGGAAAUGUUCUCUUCCUCCCAAGGUUCACAAACCCCACAUUCCCGAGCACAUUCUACAUUAGGAAGGAGCCAGUCAACUGGGGUAAUGCAUGCAUCUGCAUAUCGGAAGAUAGUGACAAAGAGUGAAUGUGAUGCGUGGAUCUCCCUGCCUCGUGUUCUGUGAUUCUUUGUCUGCACCAAUUGCGUCUUUUACUUCAAUGGUUUUAUCAUGAUUUUAACUUAAUCAUUUUAUGAAAAUUGCCUUGAAACUAAUAAAUGAUCUGAUUCCAACUGA
Molecule: messenger RNA, 1677 nt
Organism: Pogona vitticeps (central bearded dragon)
Lineage: Eukaryota; Metazoa; Chordata; Lepidosauria; Squamata; Agamidae
Source: RefSeq, a predicted model, not a curated record